CAUAACCAACAGGUGAAAACAUCCUGUUGACCUGCUGCUGUGAAUUUGAUCUCUCCUAUAUCUUUGUAUUUGGUGUCUAUAGCUAGUGAAGUAAGUGUUUCAUAUAUCAGAUUUUAAUACAGUCAUCAUUUGCUUCCCAUUAUAACAAACCAGUUAAAGCCACCCCCCUCUCCUCCUCUGUCGGGCUAAAAAUGGAUGCAACCUUCCUGACUAUCGAGUGGGCGUGUGUGCUCAGUUUUAUAAAAGGCUGAGCCUAUAGAUCUGACACUUUCUCCAAAAGACUUCAACAAGCUCCAGAACAACCAACCAACUCCUCACUGACCGGCCCAGGGGUCGAACGCUGCAUCAGCCAAUCAGACUCCUGAACAUCUACACCACAGGCAGAUCAUCUCUCCAAGCCUCCUUCCAGUCAUGUUGUGUCCAGGCCUGCUGUUCCUGCUGUUGGUGUCCUCCUGUCUCCUGGUCCUAGGCACUCCUCCAGGCUCUUCUCCUGAUGAGGGGCCACAAUCACAUGACAACCAACAGAAGGACGUGUUUAAAAAGUUUGGCACUUGGCUAAAGAAACAUUAUAAGGAUAUUGGAGAUGUCCUUAUUGCUACCUUAGAACCGGUGCCGAUAGCUGGGCAACCCAUUUCUGCAGCACUAAAAACCUUAAUGCUGCUCACACCACAGGCUGACCCACUGGACAUCGUCAUGUCUGAACUUAAAGCUCUCAAUGUUAAGUUUGACACCUUCCGUGCAGAGAUGAAGUGGGAUGCCUGGGCAGCUGGUGCCUUUCUAAUACCAGUGAACAAUAUAGAGAAAGCUUGGGUUAAAUACACUGAGCUCAUGCUUAGUGUUAAACAAACAACUAACUCAGAGAAGGAGGCACUAACGCAGGAUUAUUUCACAUUUUACAGCCAAUACACAGACAACACUUUGGUCCUGCAUAAAUACCUGACAGCUAAACCAGUGUCUUUAACACAAAACCUUGGAGACCUGCUGGCUGAUAGAUUACGAUGUCAUGAAAAAGAUAUUAAAGCCCAGUUUCUGUAUUUGAACAAAGUUAUGUAUAAAGGCAACAUGCUGAAUGAAAAGUACUAUGAAUUCAAAGGCAUAAACACCAAAGCCAGGGUUAAUCAAGCCAGUAAGAUUGCAUCCCAGGCUGCCUCAGCUUUAACCACAUCACACCAGCGAUGCAUAUCUGACAGCGACGUUUACAUAGAGAGAGAUAUUUUUGAGCAAAUUGAUGACACCAAAAAACAUCAACAAAUAGCAGACAGUGUCAGGGCAUUUUUGGAAAAAACAUAUGACAGGUAUGACUGGAUGGUUGUUGCAUUUACAACCCAACACUCGAAGCAUAAGCCAAAAUUACUGAAGAGGCAUGUCCUGUCAGGCUUCACUGAGGUGGAGAGAGGAGCAGUUACAGUGGCUGUAGCCAAGCAGGUGAAAGGAAGUCACUCCAAGGCUGCUGCUGUUAAAGAAGCUAUUAGAAAGUGCAUACCUGAGAGUGUUAAAAUGUGUGUAGAUGUGGCUCAGAAACUAGAGGAAUGUCGGGAAACAGUUUUUGGAAAACGCUUCUCUCAGACAUACACAGCAGUCCAUGCUUUUAAAAUAAAGAGUCAAACCUCCACCAGUGCUGUAGAAGUACCUGAGGAUGAGGACUUAGUACUCACAGAGAGCACUCUCUCAUCUCCACCCUCCUCCCUCUUCACAGGGAAAUGUGGGAAACUGUUUGGGAAGUUUGUCGUCUUUAUUAAAAGUGAUGAGGAGAUAAUGGGGGAAAAGCCGUGCUCCAAAGUAAAAUGUGGUAAAAAUGGCAAAUGUGUUGAUGUGUCAGGCACCUUGUUAGCUAUGUGUGAGUGCCAGUACCCAUACUAUGGUGAGCACUGUGAGAUGAGCUUAGAGAGUUACAAGAGCCUCCUCCAGUGGGAACCGGAACGUAGAACCCCAAACCCAGAACGGUUUCGCAAAGGCAUGUCAGUGCCCCCUGCUAACCGCAGACCUUCGCAAGGCACCCAGGGGCGCUCAGCACAACGUCAGUCUUUGCAGCCAAUCCCAGGGAAGUCUGCUAACCGUAGAUCUCAGCAGAAAAACUCUGCAAAGGGAAGACCUCGGAAGAAGACCUCUCGAAGCUCUGCAAAGCGUAGAGCUCGGAAGAAGACAUCACGAGGUUCUGCAAAACGUAGACCUCGGAAGAAGACCCCACGAGGUUCUGCAAAACGUAGAGCUCGGAAGAAGACCCCACGAGGUUCUGCAAAACGUAGACCUCGGACGAAGACCCCACGAGGUUCUGCAAAACGUAGACCUCGGACGAAGACCCCACGAGGUUCUGCAAAAGGUAGACCUCUGAAGAAGACCCCACGAGAUUCUGCAAAGCGUAGACCUCGCUUGAACAACCAAAAACCAUCUAAACGUGAGAGAUCGAACAGUAGACCCCGCACCCCAGGGCACUCUGGGUACGCAUCAUUUUGUGGGUCUCUGUGCGUAGACAAAACCCACUGAACUGUCAUACUGUUCUACAGUUCCUAAAACAGGCAAAACGAAGAAUAAACAGCCACGCUUAGCAGCUCUGUGAGGCUAUGUUUGAGCACAGCGAUGCACCGAGCUAAUUGCUAACACCAGCAUGCUCUUUGUGAAUAUGAAAAUGAAUAUUUGUGCUAAUUUUGUGUAAAAAUGCAACAGAAAUCAGUACUUAUGAUUCUUUUAUGAAUAUGAUGAUGUAUUUAGAGCUUUGUGUGACAGAUGAUGUUGUACCUACUGUCAGAGUAAUCUUAUAAAGACGUUAAGAAACAGAUUAUUUCCAGCUUUGCUUGCUAUUAAAAUCUGAACGAAUAAACACGACAGUUUUUAAAUGCCA
Lates calcarifer (barramundi perch) is the source of this 2839-nucleotide messenger RNA. RefSeq lists its product as uncharacterized. NCBI's taxonomy places the organism in Eukaryota, Metazoa, Chordata, Actinopteri, Centropomidae. Bases 412 to 2484 code for a protein of 690 amino acids. The transcript has 2 exons. The record is from RefSeq and is a predicted model, not a curated record.